AUGCCGAUCGAUGUACUCCAAGGCUCCAAGCAUGGAGCAAAACAGAGGAAUGUAGAUAUCUCAGAGACGGCCGAGCAGGUGAACACAUCCAAGAUCGCUCGAGACAAGGCAGAUGGAUCCUUGUCCGACCACCGCAUCCAGAGCCGUCAACCACAGCAGAUCGGUGGGGAGCUGAAUGGCCCCAGGCGCCUUCAGAAUCGCCUCGAAAUAUAUCCCUUGGACACCGUGAAUAUUCAAUUUAACGGUUGUGUUCACUAUCACCGUCGUCAUCGUCAUCACCAUCAUCCCCUCAUCGCGCUGGCCAAGGUAAAACUGUCUGUUUACGCCUACGAAGACGCUAUCGCCAGCCAACAUGAAGCCCCUCGCCAAACAUUAAACCGCUAUCUACGGAGCCCUGGUCUCCGGGCUGGGCUGGCUGCACUCGCCGACGUGCGCACACUCCGCCCCACAUAUCUUAUCGUCCAUACCUUCAAGUUUGCCCAUGCCCUGAUGUAG
Molecule: messenger RNA, 495 nt
Organism: Histoplasma capsulatum G186AR
Lineage: Eukaryota; Fungi; Ascomycota; Eurotiomycetes; Onygenales; Ajellomycetaceae
Exons: 4
Coding region: 1-495 (164 amino acids)
Source: RefSeq, a predicted model, not a curated record